This is a messenger RNA of Rhododendron vialii, 3385 nucleotides long. RefSeq lists its product as uncharacterized. The record is from RefSeq and is a predicted model, not a curated record. NCBI's taxonomy places the organism in Eukaryota, Viridiplantae, Streptophyta, Magnoliopsida, Ericales, Ericaceae. Gene Ontology annotation, molecular function: protein binding. The transcript has 2 exons. The coding region runs from base 1282 to 3222 and encodes 646 amino acids.
ACGGUGCCGUUCCGUAAGAGUUAACCCUUUCUCCGUCGAAACCGACGUUUCGGUAAAACCCUAAUUUCGUCGUUUCAGUUUUAGCCUCGCAAUACCUAUCUCUCUCUCUCUCUCUCCGUCGAAACUUUCCAGUCGCCAAUUAAAGAAAUCACCAUCGCCCUCAACUGAUCCGUCUUCUCUCUCUUCCGCAGCAGGUAAAGCCUCGCCCCCCCUUCUCUCUCUAUAUGUAUGUAUCCACAUAUAUGCCCCGUUCUAGCAUGCUCUUCUCUCUCGGUGUGCGUGCUUCGUUGUUCGUGACGUAGACGAGGCAUCCAAUUCUUCGAAAGGGUUUUUCUUUUGGCGAAUGGAACCGGCGAUUUGAUAUCUGAGCGAAUAAAUUUCAUGUGUAGAUCUUCCGUGAAUUGAUGUCCCGGUUUGGCCUCCAAUCGUGUUUAAUGUUAAUUGGGAAUUCCAGCGUGCCGUGGCUUUGUUUGAACACAAAGCCAUGGAGGUUCAUCUGGAAGACCUUUUGGCCACAUGAGUUCAAAGAAACUGUUGCUUCAGAAUGGUUAAGGCUGCAUGGUGUUCGAAUCGAUGGAUUUCCAACCAAAUUGGUUCUCUUUGUGAAUGACGUAUUGCCAUAACAAUUAGUUUUCAUGUGUUGUGUGAAAUUUCAGGAAGACUGAAACGUAUGUAACAAAAUUAUCAUGUGAAAUCUGAAUGGACAAAGAACAGAAAUUAAAAGUCUAGUCCUAGGUUUGUGCACGUUUUACUUUCUGAAUAAAUGCAAUUGACAUUGUUUAAGAGCUGCUGUAGUUUUACUUUCUGGUGAUGGUGGGUACCCCUACAAAAAAUGGCCAAGUCCUCUUUGCAUUUGCAUAGCCAACCACCCGUAGCUAUGACAGCAAUCUUUCAUGAUAUGAUACAUGCCCUCACAGACUUUCCUGGUGGCUCCACCUUACUGUCCCUGGGGACUCCGAAUAUAUGCCUAGAUCGUUUGUACAGACAGGCUUUUUGGGUCCAAAGCAAGAGUCUUUCGGGUCUAGAGGGAAACAACCGACAUCGUACGUUAAGGUCCCUAAGUUAUCACUUAGUGGAAUAGAAAGUGAUCUGAGUGAUGACACCAAGGAGGGCAACCUCAAGAACUCUUCUGACUCAUACUCACAUUUUCAAAGGCCAAGUCAAAGGCUUGCCUCGAGGCCCGCAACAAGUGACUUGGCCUUACCCUCCAAAAGCCUACGCCGAGUCUAUGGGGCGUUCGGGCCUUUUGCGCAUCCGCAUUUCAUAUAACAAUUUGAUAUCAUGAUGUCUCCAGCAUUGAAAUCAAAGUCCAAGGACAAGAAGGCUGGGAAGGAACACCAGAAGACUUCAUCAAAGCCUUCAGGACCAGAUAAUGUUGCUAGUGGUAUUCCAAUCAGUGGAUACAAUCCCCUUCUGGGGAAAUUUCACACCAUCGAGACAGCACCUGUAUCUUCUGCUUCACCUCUUCAGAUUAAUGGCCGUUUCCAGACUAUAGACGAGAUAGAUGACCAUUCUGGCAAUUCGCUUGGAACCGGGAUCGAAUAUGAUACCGUUUCCAACAAUGAUAGCUGGUCUGGUGAGUCAGAGGACCAUAAAGAGAAAACAUCUCAUCAACCUCUCCGUCAGGAGGCAACACUAUCAGGAGCUGACAAUGACAAACGAGAAAAAAUCCGUCAAAAGAAUGAAAAGAAGCAUCAGCGUCAAAAAGAGAGGCGGGCCCUUGAACUGCACGAGCGGUGUCGUGGCUUUCUCAUGUCACGAAAGUUGGAAGCACUAACUCAACAGCUUGUUGCGAUGGGAUUUUCUUCAGAACAGGCAACUAGGGCUCUUAUUUUAAACGAAAGCAAAAUAGAGCAAUCAGUGACGUGGCUAUUUGAGGAGGGUGAAGCAGCAGCUAACUAUAAGGAACAUAAUAACCUUGAUGGGGGUAACCUUAAACUUGACAUAUCGGAGGAGCUAGCUCAUAUUGCAGACAUGGAGAUAAGGUACAUGUGCUCGAAGCAGGAUGCUGAAAAAGCUAUUGUUGCCUGUGAAGGGGACCUUGAGAAGGCAGCAGAAACAUUGAGACUGCAGAGGCACGACCAACCCUUUGCCUCGCCAAAGCCAGAAGAAACUGGCGAUCCACCAGUUGUCAGUAAUGGCAAGCUUUCAGUAUCUGGUAGUCAAAAUGCAUUGAGGGCUCAACCAAAGCCGAAUAAUGUAUCAAAGCCGAAUAAUGUAUCUAAUACAGUACAACAGAGGAGGGAUGAGAAAAAUUUUAAUUACACAAAAGCAGUUACGGUAGGAGUAGCUGUGGAAUCGGGGGGUAAAAGUUUGCAGGGUCUGAGGAAAGUUGAGCCUAAAUCGGAUUGGGUAAAACCGCAGCAAAUUGCAAUAUCUGCGGAUAAAAGGUGGCCAAUUGCGGGGUCAAGUCCUUCUGUAUCGUAUUCUUUGGCAUCACCACCUUUGGCAACAUCUCUGCCAACGAAAAUAGAAACCAGGUAUGCGUCAGUUGGAAGCGAAAUGAAGAAUCUUCAGAUGGGAUCAGUUAAUGAACCAGUAGUAGUGAUGCAGCGACCCAGAUCUGGCAACACAAACAAUGUAGAGGCUGUAAAGCCUAAUAAUGGAUUGUCACCACUCGUCCCUAGUACAAGAAGCCUUACUUCUAACAGCUUGAGUUCGAAUCAGUUGUUCAACCAACUUCAAUGUCAACAUCCUCAAUCUGUUUCCAGCGGGCCUGCAGAUUCCCCAGGAGCAAGUAGCCGGGGAAAUGGUUUGUGGAACAGAACGAUGAUGGGCUCGUCUCCUCCAACAAUUGCUGCCGCUUCGUCUCUUGGGUUUUUUUCUGGGUUGGGCUCAAAUGGGUCAUCUGGGUCAUCAUCUCCUGUAGAUUGGAAUGCUGGUGGCUCAAUGAGGCAGUUUGAUUAUGCAAACAUAGAUUGGACUUUGGAUCGGAGUUCAUCUGGAUCAAGGUCAAGCGGAAUGUGGCAGGGUGUGACUAGUUCUGUUAUGCAAAACAACAAUCAUAUGUACGACUCGUAUGCUUCUGGACCCAGUUCUAGGAUUUCAAUGAUACCGACAGCCUUGGCCAACAGGGGGUUUGUGGGAUUACAAGAUGUUGGAAUAGCUCCUCCUGCGGAAAUGUCUGCUGCUGGUGGUUCUUCUCGAGAGUGGUCUUCCCCUUUUGAGGAGAGAGACCUCUUCAGUUUACCCAGACAAUUUGUUUCUCCCCCUUCCCUGUAGGAUGAGCGGAGAGGAAUUGAAAUAAAAUGGAAAAGAAAAUGAAAAAGACCAGAAAUUGUGUUUGAAUUACUUUUUGGUGUUGGUUCUUAUGAUGCUGGUUCUUUGACGAUUGUGAUGGUCAAAUCUUAUUAGUGGAAAAAGCGUCCGAGAACCCUUUCAUUUC